AUGUUUUCAACAGUUCACUCAAAAUAAAUAAUAAAAAAGUAUAUUUACAUCUUGGAACGGACAGUAGAUUUCAGUGAAGAGAAAAAAAAAAUAAUCCUGACUAAACACAACACUCUGUUCAAUUUGCUCGACAAUGGCGUUCGAGCUCCCAAGUGAUCUGAUCCAACAAGCCAAGAUCUUGACCCGAACCGAAGCGGGUCUACCCGACUACCUCCCUGAUGACUCAUCACUUCCGGCCAUGCCUUCUCUUUCCGCCACCGUCGCCGCCUUCGAUCCUUCUCCACCCUAUCUCCGCUGUAAGCACUGCCAAGGUAGGCUUCUCAGAGGGCUCCAGUCCUUGAUUUGCAUAUAUUGUGGCCACAAAUUGCACCAAAACCCUGACGUUGCUCCUGAACCCAUUUCAUUUAAGUCCACUGUGGGCUAUCAAUGGUUUCUCCAAGCUCUUCGCCUUGAUGGAUCGGAGAAGGUUGGAGCAGCUACUGAAAAGAAUCAGGUGAACAAGGGGCCGAGUUCACCUCAUGAUGAAGUUCUUUUAUCUGAUUUCCUUGAUCUGAAAAUAAGAUGGCCAACUGAGCUGGAGACAGACAACACUAUCAUGACCAAGAAGCUAGAGCUAAGCAAAAGCUCUUACGAUCCGACUGGAUUUGACUUGGAUAACUUUCUUUCUUUUCCAAAGAGGGAGAACAUAUCCAGUGCGCACAAAGAACAGACCGUCACAAGCGAUAAUAUUGGGUCUGCAGCAAAUAAAACAGUUGGAAGCCACGAGGAUCUUAGUUUGUUUGAGAAUCUCAGAUCUGCUGAACCAGCUGUGACCUCGUCUAAUAUACAAACAAGUGAUGACUUUUCUGGAUGGCAAGCAGAUUUUCAAGCUGCUGGUUCAGGAGAGCAGAAUGUGUCCAACGAAUCUAGCUCUCCUCUAAGUUCUGCAGUUGGUUCUGGGGGUCAGCAUUCCUUUGCAGCGUUUGACACUUAUACGAGUUCCACAGUUAGUUCUGGAAACCAUGAGGGUUCCAAAUCAACUGAUGCUUUGGUUGGCUCAGAUAUUGAUCUUUCUGCUCAGUUAGACACAGUUUUUGGAACCACAGGAGGCCCAACAGAUGGGAAACUGAAGGACGUUGUAGAAGUCCCUCCUGCAGCGAAUGACUGGCCAGCAGUUGACCUGUGGGAUAGUGCAAAUCUGGAAGCAUCACAGAAAGCUGGGGAAAUUCUUCCAAUUUCCAGACCCAAGAAUGCUGAAUUACAAAAUAGUUCAGACGACCCCUCAACUAGCAUUGAUUGGUUUCAAGAUGACACAUGGCAGACUCAUAAUGCACCUGCACCUAAACACGAUACAACAAAUGGAGAUCUUGAUUCGUUUGAUGAGUGGAAUACUCUUACCUCCUCCGCACCCACCAAAGAUCCAUUUGAGAAUGUACCUGUACCUGAACUUGAUACAACAAAUGGAGAUCAUGAUUCUUUUGAUGAGUGGAAUACUUUUGCCACCUCUACACCCAGCAAAGAUCCAUUUGAGAAUAUGCUGGCGCAAAGCAACAGUGACAAUAACAAUGAUGCAGAACUAACAAAUUUUAGUUCAAAUCUUGAAGAUAUGGAUUUUGGCAGUUUUUCGCAGUCAGAUCCUUUUUCAGGUGCACCUGGCAAAGAAGGUGUUUCUGCGGAAGGGAAUGGAGAUAUUUUGGAAGCUCCUACCAUAUUCAGUACCGUUGAUACCCCAAGCAAGGUUGGUGACGAUGCUGGACAUGCUUCAGAGAAUGCAGCCAUUCAUGCUGAAUCAAAUCCAUCGAAGAAUGAUAUGAAUAUAGAAAGUAUAAUGUCACAGAUGCAUGAUCUUUCUUUUAUGCUCGAGACCAAUCUAUCCAUUCCCUCAAAAUCCAACAUUUCUUCUCCCAAGGAUUGAUACAUCACUUUGCUCGUGUGGUUUGACUUCAAUAUUCAUGUAAUCAAGCUGUACCUGUUCAUGUAUUUUAUAAUAAGAGAAUAUGCUUGUUUUUGUAGCUUAUUAUCUUAAAUUUCUUGAAUGGGUGCAAAGAAGUGACACGUUUAUCUCCGGAUAUUUUGUUGUAACUGAAGAAGUAGAAGAGCUUGUUUUCUUCUUUUUU
Solanum pennellii is the source of this 2096-nucleotide messenger RNA. RefSeq lists its product as uncharacterized. The transcript is spliced from 3 exons. Bases 134 to 1894 code for a protein of 586 amino acids. Lineage: Eukaryota; Viridiplantae; Streptophyta; Magnoliopsida; Solanales; Solanaceae. The record is from RefSeq and is a predicted model, not a curated record.